Molecule: messenger RNA, 6115 nt
Organism: Microtus oregoni (creeping vole)
Lineage: Eukaryota; Metazoa; Chordata; Mammalia; Rodentia; Cricetidae
Gene: Phldb1
Product: pleckstrin homology like domain family B member 1
Exons: 28
Coding region: 142-4905 (1587 amino acids)
Biological process (GO): regulation of microtubule cytoskeleton organization
Cellular component (GO): basal cortex
Molecular function (GO): protein binding
Source: RefSeq, a predicted model, not a curated record
CUCUCCUCCUACUCAGCUGGCUCCUGUGGAAAAGCAACAGUGUCCUUCCUAGCCAGCCGGAGGCCGCCGCGGCCCAGACGGGCAAAGGGACCGGUGUCCCCCCUCCUAACUCCCCACAAGGAGCUGUGCAACCCCGGGACCAUGGAUACUCUAAACAGGAGCCAGCGAGGCCCUGCGUGCAAGCCCCAGGCUGUGGUACAGAAAGGUCCACUGGACCUGAUUGAGACAGGUAAAGGACUGAAAGUGCAGACGGACAAACCGCAUCUGGUGAGCCUGGGCAGCGGGAGGCUCAGCACCGCUAUCACGCUCCUGCCGCUGGAGGAAGGGAGGACAGUUAUUGGUUCGGCAGCCAGGGAUAUCUCACUCCAGGGUCCAGGCCUGGCUCCAGAACACUGCUACAUCGAGAAUCUGAGGGGCACUCUCACCCUGUACCCCUGUGGCAAUGCCUGCACAAUUGAUGGGCUCCCUGUUCGGCAGCCUACCCGGCUCACCCAGGGCUGCAUGUUGUGUCUGGGCCAGUCCACCUUCCUGCGCUUUAACCACCCCGCUGAAGCCAAGUGGAUGAAGAGUAUGAUUCCAGCAGGGGCCCGGGCCCCAGGGCCCUCCUACAACCCUGGCUCUGCCGAAUCAGAGAGCCUGGUGAAUGGGAACCACACGGGCCAGCCUGCAACCCGGGCACCUCCAGCCUGUGCCAGCCACAGUUCCCUGGUGAGCUCUAUCGAGAAGGACCUGCAGGAAAUCAUGGACUCGUUGGUGCUAGAGGAGCCUGGAGCUGCCGGCAAGAAGCCCGCGGCCACAUCCCCGCUGUCACCAAUGGCUAAUGGUGGCCGCUACCUGUUGUCCCCUCCAACCAGCCCCGGUGCCAUGUCUGUGGGCUCCAGCUAUGAGAACACCUCUCCAGCCUUCUCUCCUCUUUCCUCACCAGCCAGCAGCGGAAGCUGUGCCAGCCACUCACCCAGCGGGCAAGAGCCAGGACCGUCUGUGCCUCCACUGGUGCCUGUCCGUUCCUCUAGCUACCAUUUGGCUCUGCAACCCCCACAGUCUCGUCCAAGUGCAACCCGUCCCUCUGAAAGUCCUCGGCUGGGCAGAAAAGGGGGUCAUGAGAGACCUCCCAGUCCUGGGCUCCGGGGUCUUCUGACUGACAGUCCUGCAGCCACAGUCUUGGCUGAGGCCCGCAGAACCACCGAGAGCCCCCGACUGGGUGGGCAGUUACCUGUGGUGGCUAUCAGCCUGAGUGAAUACCCAUCUUCUGGUGCCCGCAGCCAACCCACAAGUAUUCCUGGCAGCCCCAAGUUCCAGUCUCCAGUCCCUGCUCCCCGAAAUAAGAUUAGCACACUCCAGGAGCGCCCUCCCAGUCCAGGAACAGGCACAGAACGGGUGUUAACGACCAGCCCCUCUCGACAACUGGUGGGCCGAACAUUUUCAGAUGGGUCCGCAACCCGUACCCUCCAGCCUCCUGAGAGUCCUCGCCUGGGCCGACGAGGCCUGGACAGUAUGCGAGAACUGCCCCCCUUGAGUCCAUCUCUGUCCAGAAGGGCUCUGUCUCCACUGCCAGCCAGGACUACCCCAGAUCCCAAGCUAAGCAGGGAAGUGACUGAGAGUCCUCGGCCCAGGCGCUGGGCAGCUCAUGGGACUUCACCAGAGGACUUCUCCCUGACUCUGGGAGCACGGGGCCGCAGGACUCGGAGUCCCUCACCUACACUUGGGGAGUCCCUGGCACCUCGCAAAGGCAGCUUCAGUGGCAGGCUGAGCCCAGCCUAUAGUCUGGGCUCCCUUACUGGGGCUUCACCUCGUCAGAGCCCCCGCGCUCAGAGGAAACUUUCUAGUGGGGAUUUGCGGGUGCCUAUUGCAAGGGAGAGGAAAAAUAGCAUCACGGAGAUCAGUGACAAUGAGGACGAUCUUUUGGAGUACCACCGACGACAGCGCCAAGAGCGGCUCCGGGAACAGGAGAUGGAGAGGCUGGAACGCCAGCGCCUGGAGACCAUCUUGAACCUGUGUGCUGAGUACAGCCGAGCUGACGGGGGACCCGAGGCUGGGGAAUUGCCCAGUAUUGGAGAGGCCACUGCAGCCCUGGCAUUGGCAGGGAGGAGGCCCUCAAGAGCCUUGACAGGAGCCACAGUGGUCUCUGGAAGGAGCGGUGAGGAGUCUGGAGGUGCCUCCCAGCGCCUGUGGGAGAGCAUGGAACGCUCUGACGAAGAAAACCUCAAAGAAGAGUGCAGCAGCACGGAGAGCACCCAGCAGGAGCAUGAAGAUGCUCCUAGCACGAAGCUCCAGGGAGAGGUGCUGGCUGUGGAAGAGGAGCGGGCUCAGGUGCUGGGGCGCGUGGAACAGCUGAAGGUCCGAGUAAAGGAGCUGGAGCAGCAGCUGCAGGAGGCAGCCCGAGAGGCUGAGAUGGAGAGAGCAUUGCUGCAGGGGGAGAGGGAGGCAGAGCGAACACUGCUGCAGAAAGAACAAAGGGCAGUGGACCAGCUGCAGGAGAAGUUGGUGGCCUUGGAGACCGGCAUCCAGAAGGAGAGGGACAAGGAGAGGGCGGAGCUGGCCGCGGGACGGAGGCACCUGGAGGCCCGCCAGGCGCUCUACGCCGAGCUCCAGACGCAGCUCGAUAACUGCCCCGAGUCAGUGCGGGAACAGUUACAGGAGCAGCUGAGAAGGGAGGCAGACGCUCUGGAGACUGAGACAAAGCUCUUUGAGGACCUGGAGUUCCAGCAACUGGAGCGGGAGAGCCGCGUGGAGGAGGAGCGGGAACUGGCAGGCCAGGGGCUGAUACGGAGCAAGGCUGAGCUGCUGCGCAGCGUGACCAAGAGGAAGGAGCGCCUUGCUGUACUGGACAGUCAGGCUGGGCAGAUCCGGGCCCAAGCACUGCAGGAGUCAGAGCGUCUGGCCCGGGACAAGAAUGCCGCCCUGCAGCUACUGCAAAAGGAGAAGGAGAAACUGACCGUGCUCGAGAGGCGAUACUAUGCACUCACAGGCGGGAGGCCUUUUCCGAAGACCACCUCGACCCUCAAAGAGGCUCAGCUGUCCAUCUCCGUGUCCUCAGAGAUGGGGCUGGAGAACAAGGCUCUGGGCCCAUCCCUAAGGUCUUCUCAGGCUGGGGCGUCCUCUGUUCCCUUAACCCCUCCUGCUUCCUCUCAGCUCUGUCCAAAAACACAAGAGGAGUAUGUGAGCCUGGCUGAGGUUCUCCAGUUCUGCUUUCGCUUGGACCCCUAUGCUUCUGCUGCCUGCCCUGCCAGACUCCCCCAGUCCCUGCCUGACAGCGAGUACGUGACGCUUGAGCAGCUAAAAGUGAUGUGGGGCACCUCACCCAUGCCCCCAGCCCCUUCGCCAGGCCUGCCUUCCUGGGCUUCUACCUCCCGGCACCUGGUUCCCAUCACCCGUCUUCCUCCCAUGCUGCCCUCUUCUUCCUUCGCUUCCAUCACGCCUUCAUCUAAGAUGGAGAAGCUGCUGCUCCCUGCUGUAGACUUAGAGCAGUGGUACCAAGAGCUGAUGGCCGGGCUGGGGACUGGCCUCGCUGCAGCCUCCCCUCGCUCCUCUCCCCCGCCUCUGCCUGCCAAAGCCUCUCGUCAGCUGCAGGUUUACCGCUCCAAGAUGGAUGGCGAGGCCACCAGCCCUCUGCCGCGGACACGUAGUGGCCCUCUCCCCUCCUCCUCAGGCUCUUCAUCCUCUUCCUCACAGCUCAGCGUGGCUACCUUGGGCCGUAGUCCAUCACCAAAGAGUGCCCUGCUUGCCCAGAAUGGCACCAGCAGUCUUCCUCGCAACCUGGCAGCCACGCUGCAGGAUAUCGAGACUAAGCGCCAACUGGCCCUACAGCAGAAGGUCGAGUCACUUCCUGCCGAGCCCCUCCCACCCGACGACCCAGCAGGGCACCAGGUGAUUGAGGAGCAGCGGCGGCGACUGGCUGAGCUGAAGCAGAAAGCAGCCGCUGAGGCACAGUGCCAGUGGGAUGCCCUGCACGGUGCGGCGCCCUUUGCAGCAGGCCCCUCGGGCUUCCCAGCACUCAUGCACCAUUCUAUCCUGCACCACCUGCCAGCUGGCAGGGAGCGUGGCGAGGAGGGUGAACAUGCUUAUGACACACUGAGCCUGGAGAGCUCAGACAGCAUGGAGACCAGCAUCUCUACAGGGGGCAACUCAGCCUGCUCCCCUGACAACAUGUCCAGUGCCAGUGGUUUAGACAUGGGCAAGAUCGAGGAGAUGGAGAAGAUGCUAAAGGAAGCUCAUGCAGAGAAGAGCCGGCUCAUGGAGUCCAGGGUGAGGCUGACUGGAGCCAGGAGGCAGCAGGUGGAGCGGGAGAUGGAACUACGGAGGCAGGCCCUGGAGGAGGAAAGGCGGAGGCGGGAGCAAGCCGAAAGGAGGCUGCAGACUGAGAGCGCCCGCAGGCAGCAGCUGGUGGAGAAGGAAGUAAAGCUGCGGGAGAAACAGUUUUCCCAGGCACGGCCUCUCACACGCUAUCUGCCCAACCGGAAGGAGGACUUUGACUUGAAGACGCACAUAGAGUCAUCAGGCCAUGGGGUGGACACCUGCCUACAUGUGGUGCUUAGCAGCAAGGUCUGUCGUGGCUACUUGAUCAAGAUGGGCGGCAAGAUUAAAUCAUGGAAGAAGCGCUGGUUUGUCUUUGAUCGGCUCAAGCGCACCCUUUCCUAUUAUGUGGACAAGCACGAAACGAAGCUGAAGGGGGUCAUUUACUUCCAGGCCAUCGAGGAGGUGUACUAUGACCACCUGCGCAGUGCAGCCAAGAAAAGGUUCUUCCACUUCACCAUGGUGACUGAGAGUCCGAACCCAGCCCUCACCUUCUGCGUGAAGACCCAUGACCGGCUGUACUACAUGGUGGCCCCAUCUGCAGAGGCCAUGCGCAUCUGGAUGGAUGUCAUCGUCACAGGAGCUGAGGGCUACACCCAGUUCAUGAACUAACUACCGUGCACUCCUGGGUUCCCAGGUCAGCCCCAGGACCCAUGCCCUGCCACUUGCUGCUUGGCUUGUCCCUGAAGACAACAGCACACUGGGCACCGGGCCACACAGGGUCAGGAUGUGGCAGAGAACCCCAGGCCUUUUGUGCAAGAAGACAAAUUGUUCUGUGAGGGAUUUAGUGCUUGAGGGCUGGGCCUGGGUCCCUAAAAGGCCAGCAGAGAAGAGAGGGAGAGGCUUUGUUGCCUCUUGGGAGCCCAGAAGUUAGGGGGUCCUUCUUGGGUCUGGCAGGCCUAGAGAGCUGUCGCAGAGCUGGGCUCUCAACUCUAACCUGGCACCUGCUCACCUCAGCUUGUUUUCUCUGUAUAAAGGACAAAUUAUGGUACCAGAAUCUGCCAAAGAUUCCCUUCUCAUCUCACCCCGUGCAGGGGCCUGGGGGGUACUGGGCAGAGCCGUGUGUAGAGUUGGGGAACAGCUCAGGCCAGUGCUUCCCAACCCCAUGCCACCCCUCAUCCUCCCACCUCCGUACUUCUCACUACUCUGCUCAAGGACCAGAGACCUCAGGUGUCAUCCUUGAGGUCCAACCCCAUCACCAUGGUCUCCAUGGUGACUGCUUCAUCACCACGGUUAUACACUAAUUGCCAUGGCCACUCUGUGGCUCAGCCCACUGCUUCAGCUGUGGGCCACAUGAAGGUACGUGCCAUCAUCUCUCCAACCCAGGCCUGGGGGGUGUGUCACCUGGCAGGAGGAAAUGCCACCUCCCUGCUGCAGUAUGUCUCCAGCCCCCAGUCCAGCCUCUCCCUUCCGCUGUGCCUUGCUUAGAGCCAGAAGGGACGGUGUUCGGGGAUCCGAGACCAAGGGAACAGCAGCACUGAGGGGAGAGGAAGCUAAGAUUCUGUCCUCCUGUUCUGACAGGACCAGUUCCCAAUAAGGAAGGAGGGUAGCUCAGGGUGCCCAGAAAGAGUCCUGAGCUGUGGGUGUGGAGGGCAGAAGCAAGGCCCUGAGCUGUGGUACCCUCCCUUCAGUUUCCCAGGGGCCAUGGGAAAAGAGUGGGGGAUCAAGUCUCCAGCUGGCUGGCUUCAGCCUUUACGCCUUAACACUAAGCCACCUCCCUCCCCUUCCCAGCACCGGACCCUUGGUCUCUGGGCCUGGCUGGGUGUUUUGCAGUAUUUGUAAACGUUUCAGCAGAACAAUAAUAAAAGCAUUUUGACAAGUA